AUGCGUGAGUAUGAACAGGCUCAACACAUGCUCAAGCUCGAUGACAGCUCAGCUGGUAGAAGGCCACACUACUAUCUGCCUCAUCAUGGGGUUCUCAAACCAGACAGCUCGACCACGAAGCUCAGAGUUGUUUUCAACGGUUCAAGCGCCAGCUCCACUGGUCACUCGCUCAAUGACAUAGUGCACGCUGGUCCUAAUCUGAUGCUCAACAUCUUCGACUUGCUCAUUUGGAUACGUCAACUCAAGUAUCUCUUUGCGACUGACAUCACAAAGAUGUACCGGCAAAUCAAGAUACACCCAGAUGACAAGGAUCUUCAACGCAUCGUGUGGGUGAACGAACAGCACGUUAAAUCUCAUUUUCAGCUUACCGCAGUAUCCUAUGGAACUAAGUCAGCACCGUUCCUGGCUGUACGAACGCUCCUUCAGCUUGCUGAAGAUGAAGGCUCUCAGUAUCCUCUUGCUGUCAAACCGAUCACUCACGGGCGUUACGUUGAUAACAUCUUCGGAGGAUCCCAUACAGUGGAACAGCUCGUGGAGACUGCUCACCAACUCAUACGGCUCUGCCAUGCGGGCGGAUUCCCGCUGGCCAAGUGGCACUCUACUUCUCAGCAACUGUUGAGAGAGGUCUCGUCUGAGCUUGGCGAGACCUCAGGCAUCUCAUUCGAUGACUGUGAUAAUAAAAUCCUUGGUAUUCGAUGGUCACCUCAACAGGAUGUGUUCGACUUUUCAACAAUUUCGUCUGCUCUCUCCAAACGAUUCUCAAAACGUCUCGUCCUCUCAGAAGUAGCACAGAUAUUUGAUCCAUUAGGCUUCGCCUCUCCAGUCAUAAUAAAAGCUAAGAUCUUUCUUCAGUCCCUCUGGUUGCACAAUCUCGACUGGGACGACUCACUCUCAGAACAGCUCAUUUCCUAA
Molecule: messenger RNA, 912 nt
Organism: Polistes dominula (European paper wasp)
Lineage: Eukaryota; Metazoa; Arthropoda; Insecta; Hymenoptera; Vespidae
Source: RefSeq, a predicted model, not a curated record